CACUGUAAUUCUCCCCAGUUUGCUCACCACUAGUCAGCGUGCUGAACCAGUUGCCCCCGUUGACUGACAGUAGCGCUCCCUGCCGAAGGACCAAUCAGCAGCGGCGGGGGGCGGGGACUGGGCAAAACCAGCUCUACCAAAUUCCCAGUCGCGGUCCCUUGCAGUUACUUUCCAUCCAGGUUUCGGAGCAGCACUGAGGCACCAUCGCUACGCGGUCUGCGGCGUUUCGGGACGGAUCUGCAGCAUUCAGCCGCAGCACUUGUUGGGGACCUCUAUUUGUUGCUCAGCAGCAGCAGCAGAACUGUCUGAAAGGAGAAUCUCACCAUUCCACCACCAGCCACCACGGUCCUCUCUGCUGCUGCUCUGGAUUCUGGCGUGCAUUGCUGGACUAUAACGCAGAGGGAUUUAUAUUUGUGCGCGGCCCACAGCGGACACCGACACUUUUUCUUCUCUCUGAGGGAUGUAUUAAAGCGGUGAAGUCUGCGCUCUGAACAGGAGAAUACAAAGCCACUGCCCGCUGAAUGAACUACUGCCGUGCGCCUUUGGUUUUUUGGAGCAGGUCUCUCUUCUGGAGAUGCUCUAGUAGGUCUGAACAGGGUCUGUGGUCCGUGCGCAUCCCUACUGGAUCGGGAUAUAAGGUGAAGAAAUUGCCGUGGUCAGCCUUUUCUGGAGCGCUUGUCCUCUGAUCUGUUUUUUGUGAACAUAUUUGGUUAUUUUGAGAAGGAUUGUGCACUAACCGGAGGUGCGCAGGCCAACCAUGGGGGACUCGAUGUGGAGAUAUUAUUUCGGAGUUUUGUUUAUUGCCUUCAAAGUGGACUUGUGCCGGGCGCUCAUCCUGGAGUCCAUCUACUGGAACACAACAAAUACCAAAUUUGUGCCAGGCCAAGGUGUGGUAUUGUACCCCCAGAUCGGGGAUAAGUUGGACAUUGUGUGCCCCCGCGUGGACGGCGGGAUGAGCGAUGCCGUGGAGUAUUACAAGGUAUACAUGGUGCCUAGGGAGCAGCUGGAGAGCUGCACCAUCACCAAGGCCGACACGCCGCUGCUCAACUGCGUCAAGCCCGACCAGGACGUUAAGUUCACCCUCAAGUUUCAGGAGUUCAGCCCCAAUCUAUGGGGCCUGGAGUUCUUCAGGGGGAAAGACUACUACAUCAUCUCUACAUCUAACGGCACCAUGGAGGGCAUCGACAACCAGGAGGGGGGACUGUGCAAGACCAGGUCCAUGAAGAUAAUCAUGAAAGUGGGACAAAAUCCCUCUGACCCUAUCUCACCCAAAGACAUUCCCACCAGAGUACCCUACUCGCCCAAGCACUCAGAUGGCAAGGAGACCUAUAACCCCAACGAUGUGCUGGAGAAACCAGGUGUAGCGCCCAGAGAAAGCAGCGACAAUGACAACAGUGGAAAGUCCUCCAGCAUCAUCGGCUCCGAGGUGGCCAUCUUCGUUGGCAUCGCUUCAGGCAGCGUCAUUUUCAUCAUCAUCAUCAUCAUGCUGGUCCUGCUGCUGCUCAAGUACCGGCGGCGGCACCGCAAGCACUCGCCGCAGCACGCAGCCACGCUGUCUCUGAGUACGCUGGCCACGCCCAAACGGAGCGGAGGCGGCGGGAACAAUAACGGCUCGGAGCCCAGCGACAUCAUCAUCCCGCUCAGGACUGCUGACAGCGUCUUCUGCCCCCACUACGAGAAGGUCAGCGGCGACUACGGCCACCCGGUCUACAUAGUUCAGGAGAUGCCGCCUCAGAGCCCGGCCAACAUCUAUUACAAGGUCUGAGGUGGAACUUUUGAAAGCAAGAGACAAACUGGAACAAUCCCGGGCAGAGCGGGUUUUUAGAUUUGGCUGGCGCCAAUGGCACGCCCGCAAUCACUCUCGCUCUUUCUCUCUUUCUCUCUUUGUCGACUCCUCCUCCUCCUCCUCGUCUCUGAUGUUUUGUCACAACUUCUUUCUUUAUCAAAGCUUUGCUGAUACCUUGUCGCUCUGGUUUGGUCGGUGCGGACGGGAUGGGUGGAGGGCCGGAGAGAAAGCUACCGCUGCCGCUCUUUGGAAAUAGACAGGACGAUCUCUUCUUCCCCCGAUGCUGCUCCCUGUUUUGUUUUUGAGGGAACUGAGUGUUGUGGGAUCAGAGAGUUAGACGGAUGCACAGCUUGUUUUUCUUUGUCUGGGAUAGGACGGAUGGACGGAUGUAUGAACGCGAAGGUUUGCUGGCAAGAGAGGAUUGGAAGGAAUUUGUGGCUUCACCAUAAGAGAGACUAUUGCUUGGAAAAAGAAAAAUGAGGAGAUGUAAAGGAGAACAUGGGCUGACCAUGAACUCACAAAGUGGCUGCCCUCCCUUGAUACUCACUAGCCAGAGAGACUCUGUGGAUUCACCAGUUGGACGAGGAGGACGGAGAGAGGUUCUCACACCGCUCCUCUCUGGGACUUUCCUGACUGACUCAUGGAGAUCACCAUUCACCCUGCCACCCACAUGCUCACCAUCACAUAUACACACAUUCACCCACACGCACAGACACACUGUCUCACCAGUCAAUGUGAACUGUUUGGGUUUAAGUGUGGAUUGCACCAAUCCUCCCAGAUAUGUUUUCAGCAAAUCACUUCUUUCAGAUGAUAUUUGAAGGUCUCAAGUUAAGAAAAAUAGUUUUUUUGUACUUUCAACAUUUACUGAUCUUGUUUCUGGUCGUAUCUGGUUUUCAUAUCCUGGUGCAGUUCAAAUACAGAUAGAGGUUUUCUUUUCCUUUAGUGACAAGUUAAAUCGUAUGUGACGUUCAAACACAAGUUACCCAACAGUGGCUAGGAGUGGCGAGAGCAUGAGCAAGGAUUUUACUUCAAUUUGCGCACUCUUGCCAGGGAACAAGGCAUGUGUCAGGACUGCCCAGGAGGCUCCUGGGAAGAGUGGAGGACUUUCAUAUACAGAGAGCAGCACUUUUAACCCUUUUUUGGUACCUCCACUCUUGGCAGCAGUCAGAGAGAGACACAGUGAUAGCUUGAGAUGGGAGAGCAGCUGUAUCCCAUCACAUUUAGCAGAAUGGGCUCGCCUCAACUCCUCUACAACCUGGGCUUUUCACACGGGAAAGUGUUAGGGGCAAUAAGAAAUCCAAUUCGCCUUACUGCCAUUUUUCGCAUCAGGUGAGGAAGAAGCCCGAGAUCUAGUUGAGGUUAGCGUAGCUGGCUGAGACAGCUCUAGGUACUGUAAUGUUUACCCCUGGGGGUCCAAUGAUGACUAAGGGUGCCCUCAGGGCCCAGAAUCAGCAUGGCCGGUGCUCUCCUAUUGUUAAAAAAAAAAGCACAGGGACAUCUUCUUACAUUGUCACUGUUUCUUAAUAGCCAUUAGCAUUUCCAUAUUGUGAUUAUUUGAUUUACUUCUCUCUUUUUUUACAUAAUAGGACAUUACAAAGGUGAAAAAUGAAAUAAAACGCAGAAUUUAUUUAUGAUAAACACAUAGAGCACAGGUGUUGUCAGGCCGCAUGGAGAGGAAGAAGAAGAAGGAUUGUUAAUAUAUUAUGGUAGAAGUGCACAUUAUGCAAUCCAGGAUUUGAUUAAUUCAUAUCUCCCAUAUUUUCACGAGCUCUCGUCCACAGACACAGGGCCUGGGAAAGAGGACCAGGGGAGGGCAGCCUGGGCCCCGGCCCUGGGGGGGAGGAGACUUAUCUGUCCCAAAAUAGCUCACAUUGGUGUACACAAGGGCAGAGUAGUUAUGUCUCCCA
Molecule: messenger RNA, 3693 nt
Organism: Anarrhichthys ocellatus (wolf-eel)
Lineage: Eukaryota; Metazoa; Chordata; Actinopteri; Perciformes; Anarhichadidae
Gene: efnb2a
Product: ephrin-B2a
Exons: 6
Coding region: 758-1765 (335 amino acids)
Biological process (GO): ephrin receptor signaling pathway; axon guidance; blood vessel morphogenesis
Cellular component (GO): plasma membrane
Molecular function (GO): ephrin receptor binding
Source: RefSeq, a predicted model, not a curated record